GCUUGAGUACUUGAUUAACGGGCCCAUUUUAAAGAUUUUGCGUUUAAGAAUAACAAACAGAGAGUGGAGAGACGGUUUCGGUGCUUGAAAGGGUUGGCCUUUGCUUGCGGAUGAAGAAUCGGGUCAACCAUUCUCAUCCUUCCUCUCCAUCAAAACCCUAGUUUCCAUAUUAUAUCUCCAAUCUCAUUCUUAUAUAACACCAUUCCUUGAUCUCUCUCUCUCUCUCUCUCUCUCUCUCUCACUCAUCACCACCACCACCAUCAAGCCCUAGUUUCGUUUCUUUGAUCAUCGUAGAUCAUUCUUGUGCAGGUCGUCUUGAAUGGUAGAAACAACUCUGAUCACCCGAGAAUUUAUGCUCUCCCAUUGCACAACCGCAAGGGCGAGCUUUCUCCUCCGUUUCUCCGCCGCAUCUUCUUUCAAAUUUGGCUUCUCCAAGGAAGGCUGGUACUACCGCUGCAUCGGCGUUGACCCUUGAAAUCUCAUCACUGUUCUUUUUUAUUACCCUUUGCUGAUUUUGAAAAUUUGAUAAAGAUGUUGUACAACAACAAGCAUAAGAAAAACCAGAAAUCGAAGACUACGAACAGGUUCCUUGUUAGCAUCACUGUCUUAGGAAGUGCUGGUCCGAUUCGUUUUGUUGUCAAAGAAGAUGAAACUGUAGCCAAUGUCAUAGACUAUGCUCUAAAAUGCUAUGCUCGUGAAGGCAGGCUUCCACUUCUCGGAUCAGAUUCCAGCUUUUUCCUACUUUAUUGUCCUUACUCUGCCUCUGAAGCAUUCGAUCCAUGGGGGAAAAUCGGGUCAACCGGAUCAAGGAACUUUGUGUUGUCUAAGAAGUUAGAGACUCAAAAAAUUGAAGACUCUGUGAUGACAACAACAAUCCGGAAGACCUCUGGGAGAUGGAAGGCUUGGCUCAACAAGUCUCUUGGCCUUAUGGUUCCUUCUCAUUGAGAUGAUGCUUUGAAAGCUUUUUUCUUUUCGAUUUCUGGAGUUCUGUUUUGGUUUUGUUGUCAGUGGAAUAUGCAUCACAACAUUUUUGUUUCGGUUUUUGUUGUAGAUUGUCUCACAGUUAUAUGGAUUGAGAUUCGUUA
This is a messenger RNA of Arabidopsis lyrata subsp. lyrata, 1085 nucleotides long. RefSeq lists its product as uncharacterized. The transcript is spliced from 2 exons. Bases 532 to 945 code for a protein of 137 amino acids. Lineage: Eukaryota; Viridiplantae; Streptophyta; Magnoliopsida; Brassicales; Brassicaceae. The record is from RefSeq and is a predicted model, not a curated record.